AUGGUGCUCAAUCGGCCUCAUGGGCUCAUGGCGGUCAAGUCGCUUCCCAGCCCGGCUCAACAGUUCAUCCAAGACGUCAGCGCCGACCUUCGAGAUCUCACGGAGUUCUACAGCAUUUCUUUCUCGCCCACAAGCCUCACCCGCAAGCUGGACUACAUCAAGGAUCGCCGCGCCGAACUCGACAAGAUCGACUUUGACCAGCUGGAUCAGGAGGGCCAGAUUGACUGGCUGCUUAUCCGUGGCUUCCUCAAGAGGCAAGGGCGACAGCUGCAUGCGGCCUCGGAGAAGGUCAAGGAGUUGCAUCACCUCCUUGACUCCUGGGCGCCUUCUUUGAUUCAGAUCUGCGAAGACAGGCAGCGAGUCCUUCCUGUAGAUGGGCAGACUGUCGCCGGCCAGCUCUCUCGUGCACAGGUGGAGAUCCGCUCCUUAUGUGAGUCGAUCAAAGCUGGCAAGACGACUGCGAAGACUACCAAGGAGAAGCUGGCGGCCGAGCGUGCAGCACAAGCCGUGACCGAGCUACAACAUCAUAUGCAAGAAUGGUUCGAGUUCUACAAUGGCUACGACCCUUUACUAUCGUGGUGGAUUGCCGAGCCGUGGAAGGAACUGCCUACUUGUAUGAGUGCCUACGCCGACCUCAUCCGCGAGAAGCUUGUUGGAAUCGAAGACAAGGACGAGAUCAUUGGACAACCCGUGGGCAGGCAGGCGUUACUGGAUGAGUUGGAGGCGGAAGUCAUUGCAUACACGCCGGAGGAGCUGAUUGAGAUUGCGGAGCGCGAGUAUGCUUGGUGUGAGAAAGAGAUGAUUCGUGCGUCAGAGAAGCUGGGCUUCAAGGACUGGCAUGAUGGUCUGGAGCAUGUCAAGACUACUUAUGUAGCGCCUGGCGAGCAGCCUUUGAUGAUCCGAGCUCUGGCGGAGGAAGCCAUGGCGUACGUUAAGAAACACGACAUGAUCACCACGCCCACGAUUGCGAACGAAUGCUGGCGUACGACGAUGAUGUCCCCGGCGCGGCAAAAGGUCAAUCCCUUCUUCCUCGGCGGUGAGCGGAUCAUCGUCUCCUACCCGAAAACAGAGCAAAGCCACGAAGACAAGCUGAUGAGCAUGCGGGGAAACAACCCGGCCUUCUCCCGCAGCACCGUCUUUCACGAAUUGAUUCCCGGGCAUCACCUACAAUUCUACUACCUCGACCGCUGGCGGCCAUACCGGACACUGUUCAUGACACCCUUCUGGACUGAAGGUUGGGCAUUCUACUGGGAAUUCAUCCUGUGGGAUCGCGGCUUCCCCGGACAAGUGUCACAGAAGUAUGCCACGAAUGAGGCCGAGAACCGGAUCGGCAUGCUGUUUUGGCGGAUGCACCGUUGCGCGCGCAUCGUCUUUUCCCUCAAAUUCCAUCUCGGUGAGAUGACACCGCGAGAGUGCGUGGACUACCUCGUUCAAAAGGUGGGGCAUGAGCGAGCGACGGCAGAGGGAGAAGUGCGGAGAUCGUUCAAUGGCGAGUACAGUCCGCUCUACCAGGCGGGUUACAUGCUCGGUGCGCUGCAACUGUAUCAAUUGCGCAAAGAGCUCGUCGGCACGAGCGGCGCGGGAUGGAGCGAAAAGGCCUUCCACGACCGCGUGAUGAGGGAAGGCGUGAUGCCGAUAGAGCUGCUGCGCGCCUUGCUGAGCGGGGAGAGGCUGAAGCGGCAACGAUCGCCGUGCUGGAGGUUCUACCAGCCUCGAUGA
Molecule: messenger RNA, 1719 nt
Organism: Neohortaea acidophila
Lineage: Eukaryota; Fungi; Ascomycota; Dothideomycetes; Mycosphaerellales; Teratosphaeriaceae
Product: X-Pro dipeptidyl-peptidase
Exons: 2
Coding region: 1-1719 (572 amino acids)
Source: RefSeq, a predicted model, not a curated record